AGAGUGGAGGGAGGGAAGAGGAGGAUGAGGGAGGAGUGGAGAGAGAAGACAGACGCUGAUCUUUGACUGUUGAGGACCGUGUGAGCGUGAAGGAGUGUGCUUGUGAGACUGGGUGCGAUGGAUCACUGUUCCUGAACACUGUAAGUCUCAGUGCAUGGCAGGGCAUUUAGAGUGUGUGAGUUUGGUUUCAUUGUGUUGGGUGGUGUUUUAUCAGACAUAGCACAGUGGCUGUGGGAUUACGACAGCUGGGGAGAGAGCGUGAGACCCAUCUAUGUGUGUUGUGGUAGCGAGCAGGGGCAGCUGUAUGUGUGUUUGUGUGAAAGAAGCAGGGCAGCUGGAGACAGAGAUUGGUAGAGAGGCCAGGUACACCUAGAGGGCAGGUUCACAGAGAGAGAGAACCCACGUGAGGACAGAACAAGUGAAAACAGGGAUACCAACUCUGCCACCGGAUACAGAGCUUGUAUGUGUGCGUCUGCACAGCGGCAUACAGAGAAGCACAGGUCCAGUCAUCUCAGGUCAGCGCAGCGGGGGUCCAGGGAUAUCCAUCAGGCAGCUAUGGGGGCCCAGUGAGCUGUAGUAGAGGACACCCUCGGCCCCCAGUCCCACCCAGCAGCAGCGCUCUCUCUUCCCCUCCGGUGGGUAGACACACGUGGGACUAGGGCACCUCAAAGCCCAGAGUGAGGGCCAACAGCGGGGUUCCUGUACCCAGAGGAGUAACCACGGCCAUCAUGGGGGAGUGGACCAUCCUGGAGCGCCUCCUGGAGGCUGCCGUCCAGCAGCAUUCCACCAUGAUCGGAAGGAUUCUUCUGACCGUGGUGGUGAUCUUUCGGAUUCUGAUCGUGGCCAUCGUUGGCGAGACGGUGUACGAGGACGAGCAGACCAUGUUUAUCUGCAACACCCUGCAGCCGGGCUGCAACCAGGCCUGCUACGACAAGGCCUUCCCCAUCUCCCACAUCCGCUACUGGGUCUUCCAGAUCAUUCUGGUGUGUACGCCCAGCCUGUGCUUCAUCACCUACUCUGUGCACCAGUCGGCMAAGCAGCGUGACAGACGCUACUCCUUCCUCUACCCACUGCUGGAGCGUUCGGAUUAYGGGCAAAGYRGCACCAGGAAGCUUCGUAACAUCAACGGCAUCCUGGUGCACCACGGCGACGGUGGCGGGAAGGACGAGCAUGACUGCAUGGAGGUGAAGGAGAUCCCCAAYGYGYCGCGGGGGCUCACACAYGGCAAGAAGUCCAAGCAGCGCCAGCARGAGGGCAUCUCGCGCUUCUACAUUAUCCAGGUGGUGUUCCGUAACGCACUGGAGAUCGGCUUUCUGGURGGACAGUACUUCCUAUACGGCUUCAGCGUGCCGGGCAUCUUCGAGUGCGACCGYUACCCCUGCKUGAAGGAGGUGGAGUGCUAYGUGUCRCGGCCCACCGAGAARACGGUCUUCCUGGUCUUCAUGUUCGCCGUGAGCGGCAUCUGCGUGCUGCUCAACCUGGCAGAGCUCAACCAYCUGGGCUGGAAGAAGAUCAAGGCAGCCAUCCGGGGCGUGCAGGCCCGCCGRAAGUCCAUCUGCGAGAUCCGCAAGAAGGACAUGUCUCACCUGUCACAGCCCCCCAACAUGGGCAGGACCCAGUCCAGCGAGUCCGCCUACGUCUGAUGGAGACAGGGCUAAAUGCUGGGUAAGUGAGGGGGCAGGGUAGGGAACGAGUGGGACGACCACUACAUUCCACUGUAUCUCUUUUUAGUUUUAAUGGAAAGAGGAGGAGAAGGAGGAGGAGGGGAAGCUGCCACGGAAUAUUUGGUGCAUUUUYUUUUACUAUGGGACCAGCUGCACCUGUUCUUGUCAUAACUUGUCAUGUGAAUGAUGUUUUGAUUGGGACGGUCCCAAAGGGCUGUGUGGGAGCCUUUGAGGAGAGGCUUCUGGCUGUUUUGGGGCCAGGGACGGUGAAGGGGGCCGAGGGGUUUGUUAUAUCAUGGUGCUGUUCUGGCUUAUUUCAUCCACGAUGAAGAGAGCAGGAGGGGUCGUUAACAGAGAGAGAGAGGAAGAGCUGUCGCAACGAUGAUCGACUCUCCACAAGCUGCGUACAGGGAGUCAACUUUCUAGCCUCUCUUUCCUGCUGUGGAGAGAGAAUGAUGUUCCUCUCAAGCUAGUCUCCAGAGAUUAAGAUGACAGAGAGAGACAGUGUUCGGGAGUCCUGGAGCUGGUGCCAGAAUAAGCUGCUGUUUACGUUUUGUCUCCUGGCAAACAAUUAUUAACACAAACACCAUGAAGGAAUACUGAAAACAUUUUUUCUCUACUUCUCCACUGCUGGCACCUGCACCAUUGAGACUGAGGGUGGAUGACAGUAAUGUCUUCUUCUCCUCUUCUCCUCCGUGUAAACUUUAGAGAGGAACCCAAAGAGGCCACGCAUAAACGAYACCUCCACAGUCACAAACCGUUCCCCUCCACACAAAAACACCCCUACGCCGAGCUUCUCUCUCCAGCACUCCAAUGUAUUGCGUGUGUUUGUGACUGACUGAAAGAAAGAGACAAAUAAAGUGAAAGAGAGAAAUAGGAGAGUAGAAUAGGAACUUUCUCCUUGCAAUCUCAACGGAGAGGAACCAGAUCAUUUUAUUCCAAAUGUAAACGUUAACGAUAUCAUUAUUAUGAGUUGAUUUAUUCCUUUCGUGACAAAGUUGGCACCAGCCUUUGGAUUUACUUCUUGUUUGAAAGUUCCUGCAUAUUAUUUAAUCUUUUAGUUGAGAGAGUAUAUCAAAAUAGAUGUAUUUAUCUUUAUGGAGGGAGGGGAGGCAAAAAAACAUGGUUGGGAUCAUGGGGGUACUUAAAAUGUAUAAAUAGUCUUGUCUUUUUUUUGUUCAUUUCAAAGCAUUUUGUUUCUGAUCGAUGGAACUGAAUUUGUGUCUGAGAGGAGGAUUGCAAGAGGUAUUUGAAAAAGGCAGGUUUACAAAGCAGUGUUUCUAGAAUGAACCAAGUGUUAUCAUGGAUUGUACUCUUGACAGAGAACAUGCUAAUCUACUGGUUUGUGCUGCAUCUCUCUCCUAUGUGGUGAUCAGCAGGCAUGCCUUUAAGAGAAGAGAAAAGAUUGAGGAAAAUACGAUGGAAAAUAAGUAUUGCAGCAUGAUCCCUGAAGACAGGCGGGAGAGCGGCAGACAGAAAGGAACGCUCGUUGGGAAAAGCUCUGUAGCACCAGCAAUAAAAACCCAACACACUCGCUCAACACCACUGAAGACACGGUUCAGCUUUUCUGCAACAGUGGUACACUCUAAAAGGGAUCCCACAUUUACAGCACAAUGCCUUUUGACCCUGCAGUGAGGCCAGACACGGGAGGUGGAGGGCGGGGGUGUCCUUGUUGUGGAUGUAUUGAGGGAGGGGUGUGCACACUGAGCAGUAGUAGUGUCCAUGGCGAUAACAUUAUAAGAAGGCCAAACAUGACCAGCGAGGUACAUCACCAUACUGUACAUUGUGCCUCCACGUGCAGGCGUGUGUGUUCGUUGGUUUAUGUCCUGUCCAGAGAGAGAAUCCCCAUCAGCAUGGUUCUGCUUGAGUGAAAAUGUUUGGGCCGGAACAUUCUCCUGGUGUUCUACCCCAAGGUCAUAUAGGAACCCUGUAAUGGGAGUCACCCCAAGCACUGCCCAGGGACACACAGCCUGGAGUGUGUAACGUACAGGCUCUACGAAACACUCUGUAGGGAGCAGGAGAGAGAAGAGGGAGAGGGGGGUUGCUGGAGACAUUGACAUCAACAGCAUGUGUUCUUUUGGCACGUGCGUCUGGUACACUGUAAAACAGAGUAGGCAGCUCAGGUUGGAGAUGUUUGGGUUUACAGUGACACCGGCUGGGCCCGGACCAAACCAACUUCGCAAGCCAAGCCGAGAAAACAGACAUGGGAGAAGAAAUAUGGCUGGAACCUGGAAAGCCACCAAGCCUCUAGUUGCACAUUUGUUUGAAAAGAACAGGAAAUGUCCUAAACAGAACRACAGAAAGCCAUGACAAAGUCCCCGCUAGUCACACAAUGACAGAGGAUUACAACCGCAGAGAGACACGUUUAUGGAGAUARAACCGUUCAGAACUGUCCCCAUGUAAGAUGGCCGACAAAAUGCGGCUCUACGAAAUCAGCCUCUCUAGAGUUGUAUCUCUAUGUAUGAGUCCAGCUAUCCACGCUCCUCCUCUCUAUCCUCACUGAGCACACUGCUGGUGUGGUUGUAUAGUCUUACUGAGGUGUGACUGAUGAAGUAGCCAGAGAAGGCUCUUUAUUCGUUCAGUCUUGUCUGUGAUUAACCCACUGAUACUAGUAGAUAAUCUCUAGUAUAGAAUUAGUCCCCUUCUUCAGAGCUCGUUGAAUGGCCGUGGGAUUGGAUGAGGAGGAGCCUUGUUCUUAGAAGACUGCUGAGAAGGCGUAAUAAUAGAGGUUAAGGCCGGGCUUUCUCUAAAUUAUCCUGGGCGCUUCUCUUUAAGAAAACGGUUUGGGAAGGUUGGUCUGAAGUGUAGUUGUCACGAAUGUUCUCCUCCUCGUCUGAGGAGGAGCAAGGAUCGGACCAAAAUGCAGCUGGUGAUGAAUACAUGUUGAUUUAUUAAACAAGACGAACACUAAGCACACUUGAAUAACUACAAAACAACGUAGACAGACUUGAACAUGAAAACUUAUAGAACACAAAGAACGCACGAACAGGAACAGACUAAACAAACGAAACAGUCCCAUGUGGUAACAACACUGACACGGAAG
Messenger RNA from Salvelinus sp. IW2-2015, 4707 nucleotides. Its product is annotated as gap junction delta-2 protein-like. Gene Ontology annotation, cellular component: connexin complex. Gene Ontology annotation, molecular function: gap junction channel activity. Gene Ontology annotation, biological process: cell-cell signaling. The record is from RefSeq and is a predicted model, not a curated record. NCBI's taxonomy places the organism in Eukaryota, Metazoa, Chordata, Actinopteri, Salmoniformes, Salmonidae.